Ichthyophthirius multifiliis is the source of this 319-nucleotide messenger RNA. RefSeq lists its product as hypothetical. The transcript is spliced from 2 exons. Gene Ontology annotation, biological process: endonucleolytic cleavage in ITS1 to separate SSU-rRNA from 5.8S rRNA and LSU-rRNA from tricistronic rRNA transcript (SSU-rRNA, 5.8S rRNA, LSU-rRNA); endonucleolytic cleavage to generate mature 3'-end of SSU-rRNA from (SSU-rRNA, 5.8S rRNA, LSU-rRNA); translation. The record is from RefSeq and is a predicted model, not a curated record. Gene Ontology annotation, cellular component: cytosolic small ribosomal subunit; ribosome. Gene Ontology annotation, molecular function: structural constituent of ribosome. NCBI's taxonomy places the organism in Eukaryota, Ciliophora, Oligohymenophorea, Hymenostomatida.
AAUGAACGCUGGAAGAAAAAAUUAAUGGAGUAAACCCAUGACUGGUUUAGUUAAUGAUUAAAAAGUUUUAGUUGAUUAAUAUUUACCUAGAAAAUGUGAAUGGACAAACAGAAUUAUUCAUUCAACUGAUGCAUCUUCAAUUUAAGUCAAUGUUGCUGAAGUAGGAUAAAAUGGAUAAAUGAGUGGCAAAAAAACCUCUAUUAUUUUAAGUGGAUAUAUUAGAGCUAAAGGAGAUUCUCAUGUUGCUUUAGAAACUGUUCUUAAAGAAAAAGGUUUAUAUCCUAUUUUGGAAUGAUGUUAGUGUCAUUUUUUAUUUUUG